CGCGGCCGGGCGGGCGCAGUCGGGAGCCGGCCGUGGUCGCGCCGGGCCCUCCGCGGCGGCUCCGUGCGUCCGAGCGUCCGUCCGCGCCGUCGGCCAUGGCCCAGCGCUCCUCUGGCCCCAUGCGCCGCUGCCUGCGGGCGCUGGUGCUGUGCUGCGCCUGGGGCGCGCUGGCGGUGGUGGCUCAGAAGCCGGGCGCCGGGUGUCCUAGCCGCUGCCUCUGCUUCCGCACCACCGUGCGCUGCAUGCAUCUGCUGCUGGAGGCCGUGCCUGCCGUGGCGCCGCAGACCUCCAUCCUAGAUCUUCGCUUUAACAGAAUCAGAGAGAUCCAACCUGGGGCAUUCAGGCGGCUGAGGAACCUGAACACCUUGCUUCUCAAUAAUAAUCAGAUCAAGAGGAUACCUAGUGGAGCAUUUGAAGACUUGGAAAAUUUAAAAUAUCUCUAUCUGUACAAGAAUGAGAUCCAGUCAAUUGACAGGCAAGCGUUUAAGGGACUUGCCUCUCUAGAGCAACUAUACCUGCACUUUAAUCAGAUAGAAACUUUGGACCCAGAGUCAUUCCAGCAUCUCCCGAAGCUUGAGAGGCUAUUUUUACAUAACAACCGGAUUACACAUUUAGUUCCAGGGACAUUUAAUCACUUGGAAUCUAUGAAGAGACUGCGGUUGGACUCAAACACACUUCACUGCGACUGUGAAAUCCUGUGGUUGGCAGAUUUGCUGAAAACCUACGCAGAGUCAGGGAAUGCGCAGGCAGCGGCCACCUGUGAGUAUCCCAGACGCAUCCAGGGACGCUCCGUGGCGACGAUCGCCGUGUUUACAGAAGAGAUGACGGGAGCAGGGACCUGUCAGGAGCAGGACGGGAAGAUGUUCAUGCUGAACAGCACGGCGGAGGUUUGUAACGAGCUGAGCAUGAAGACAGAUUCCCGCUUAAACUUGCUAGAUGAUGGGACCCUGAUGAUCCAGAACACACAGGAGACCGACCAGGGCAUCUACCAGUGCAUGGCGAAGAACGUGGCUGGAGAGGUGAAGACGCAUGAGGUGACCCUCAGGUACUUCGGGUCUCCAGCUCGACCCACUUUUGUAAUCCAGCCACAGAAUACAGAGGUGCUGGUUGGGGAGAGCGUCACGCUGGAGUGUAGUGCCACGGGCCACCCCCCGCCACGGAUCUCCUGGACGAGAGGUGACCACACACCCUUGCCAGUCGACCCACGAGUGAACAUCACACCUUCUGGCGGCCUUUACAUACAGAACGUUGUCCAGGAGGACAGCGGAGAGUAUGCGUGCUCUGCAACCAACAGCAUCGACAGCAUCCAUGCCACUGCGUUCAUCAUCGUCCAGGCUCUUCCUCAGUUCACUGUGACGCCUCAGGACAGAGUUGUCAUCGAGGGCCAGACAGUGGAUUUCCAGUGUGAAGCCAAGGGCAACCCACCGCCCGUCAUCGCCUGGACCAAGGGAGGGAGCCAGCUCUCCGUGGACCGGCGGCACCUGGUCCUGUCAUCGGGAACACUUAGGAUCUCCGGGGUCGCCCUCCAUGACCAGGGCCAGUAUGAAUGCCAGGCUGUCAACAUCAUUGGCUCCCAGAAGGUCGUGGCCCACCUGACCGUGCAGCCCAGAGUAACCCCAGUGUUUGCCAGCAUUCCCAGUGACACAACGGUGGAGGUGGGUGCCAACGUGCAGCUCCCCUGCAGCUCCCAGGGCGAGCCCGAGCCAGCCAUCACCUGGAACAAGGAUGGGGUUCAGGUGACAGAAAGUGGAAAGUUUCACAUCAGCCCUGAAGGGUUCUUGACCAUCAACGACGUUGGCCCUGCAGAUGCAGGUCGCUAUGAGUGCGUGGCCCGGAACACCAUCGGGGCGGCCUCAGUGAGCAUGGUGCUCAGUGUCAACGGUGAGUGCCGCAUGCUCAGGUCUGCACCCGUGGUACCCACAAAGAAAGUCCACAGGCCCCUAGUGCCAUCCCAGGCCAAUUGGCUUAGGUUGUUUAGAAUUGUUCAGAAGACAAAGCAUCCAUGCCUGUCCACGGGCAGAGCCUUGCCCUGCAGCCCAUUCACUGGGCAGAGCAUUGCCCUGCAGCCCGUCCACGGGCAGAGCCUUGCCCUGCAGCCCGUCAUCGGACCCCAUGAUGUCUCCCUGACCCUUCUCCAUGUCACCUGUGGCCACUGGGUGCCGCCCUGCUGUCCUCCGCCCGCAGGCUACCACUACAACGACCUGGUGUCCCCGCAGUACCUGAACCUCAUCGCGAACCUGUCGGGCUGCACGGCGCACCGGCGCGUCAACAACUGCUCGGACAUGUGCUUCCACCAGAAGUACCGCACGCAUGACGGCACCUGCAACAACCUGCAGCACCCCAUGUGGGGCGCCUCGCUGACCGCCUUCGAGCGCCUGCUCAAGUCCGUGUACGAGAACGGCUUCAACACCCCGCGGGGCAUCAACCCCCAGCGCCUGUACCACGGGCACGCGCUCCCCAUGCCGCGCCUGGUGUCCACCGCGCUGAUCGGCACGGAGAGCGUCACGCCCGACGAGCAGUUCACGCACAUGCUGAUGCAGUGGGGCCAGUUCCUGGACCACGACCUCGACUCCACGGUGGUGGCCCUGAGCCAGGCGCGCUUCUCCGACGGGCAGCACUGCAGCUCCGCGUGCAGCAACGACCCGCCCUGCUUCUCGGUCCUCAUCCCCCCCAACGACCCCCGGGCCAGGAGCGGCGCGCGCUGCAUGUUCUUCGUGCGCUCCAGCCCCGUGUGCGGCAGCGGCAUGACCUCGCUGCUCAUGAACUCCGUGUACCCACGGGAGCAGAUCAACCAGCUCACCUCCUACAUCGACGCCUCCAACGUGUACGGCAGCACGGAGCACGAGGCCCGCAGCAUCCGCGACCUGGCCAGCCACCGCGGCCUGCUGCGGCAGGGCAUCGUGCAGCGGUCCGGGAAGCCGCUGCUGCCCUUCGCCGCGGGGCCGCCCACCGAGUGCAUGCGGGACGAGAACGAGAGCCCCAUCCCCUGCUUCCUGGCCGGGGACCACCGCGCCAACGAGCAGCUGGGCCUGACCAGCAUGCACACGCUGUGGUUCCGCGAGCACAACCGCAUCGCCGCGGAGCUGCUGCAGCUGAACCCGCACUGGGACGGCGACACCAUCUACUACGAGACCAGGAAGAUCGUGGGCGCCGAGAUCCAGCAUAUCACCUACCAGCACUGGCUCCCGAAGAUCCUGGGGGAGGUGGGCAUGCGGGCGCUGGGGGAGUACCGGGGAUACGACCCGGGCGUCAACGCUGGCAUCUUCAACGCCUUCGCCACCGCGGCCUUCAGGUUUGGCCACACGCUGGUCAACCCGCUCCUUUACCGGCUGGACGAGAACUUCCAGCCGAUCGCCCAAGGCCACAUCCCCCUGCACAAAGCCUUCUUCUCUCCCUUCCGGAUUGUGAACGAGGGCGGCAUCGACCCGCUGCUCCGCGGGCUGUUUGGGGUGGCGGGGAAAAUGCGGGUGCCCUCGCAGCUGCUGAACACGGAGCUCACGGAGCGGCUGUUCUCCAUGGCGCACACGGUGGCCCUGGACCUGGCGGCCAUCAACAUCCAGCGUGGCCGGGACCACGGGAUCCCGCCCUACCACGACUACAGGGUCUACUGCAACCUGUCGGCGGCACACACGUUCGAGGACCUGAAAAAUGAGAUAAAAAACCCUGAGAUCCGGGAGAAACUGCAGAGGUUGUAUGGCUCAACACUCAACAUCGACUUGUUCCCGGCACUCAUGGUGGAGGACCUGGUGCCCGGCAGCCGGCUGGGCCCCACGCUGAUGUGUCUUCUCAGCACACAGUUCAAGCGCCUGCGAGAUGGGGACAGGUUGUGGUAUGAGAACCCCGGCGUGUUCUCCCCGGCCCAGCUGACUCAGAUCAAGCAGACAUCGCUAGCCAGGAUCUUGUGCGACAACGCGGACAACAUCACCCGGGUGCAGAGCGACGUGUUCAGGGUGGCGGAGUUCCCGCACGGCUACGGCAGCUGUGGAGAGAUUCCCAGGGUGGACCUGCGGGUGUGGCAGGACUGUUGUGAAGACUGCAGGACCAGGGGCCAGUUCAAUGCCUUCUCGUACCACUUCCGAGGCAGGCGGUCUCUUGAGUUCAGCUACCGGGAAGACAAGCCAAUCAAGAAAACAAGAUCACGGAGAAUGCCCAGUGUCAGGAGACGCGGGGAGCAUCUCAGCAACAGCACCUCAGCGUUCAGCGCGCGCUCAGACGCACCCGGGACAAGUGACUUCAGAGAGUUUGUUCUGGAAAUGCAGAAGACCAUCACAGACCUCAGAACACAGAUAAAGAAGCUUGAAUCACGGCUCAGUACCACAGAGUGCGUGGACGCCAGGGGCGAAUCUCACGCCAACAACACUAAGUGGAGCAAAGACGCAUGUACCGUUUGUGAGUGCAAAGACGGGCAGGUCACCUGCUUCGUGGAAGCUUGCCCCCCUGCCACCUGUGAUGUCCCCAUGAGCAUCCCAGGUGUCUGCUGCCCAGCCUGCUUACAGAAUACAGCAGAAGAAAGGCCGUAGGCUCCCGGGAAGCUCCUUGGUGUUUGUCUGUGCCAUCAUGAGAUCAGGUGGCCGAUGGCAGGAGCUGCAGACUGAGACCAGGAAACACCCAGAACUCACGACAUUUCAUGACAACGUCCAGCUGGUGCUGUUACAGAAGGCCUCGUGGGGGACUUCCAAACAGAGCAUCCUCGGGGAAGGAGGCGGAGCAGGCGCCCGAGGGGAAGCAGGCAGGAGUCCUAGCUUCACGUUAGGUUUCUCAGGUUUCUAUUUAAUUCUUUUAAAAUGAAAAAUUGGUGCUACUAUUAAAUUGCACAGUUGAAUCAUUUAGGCGCCUAAAUUGAUUUUGCCUCACCACACUGUUUCUUUUUAAAUACAGCAGGAUACCUCUAAAUCUCAGCCUUGCCUUGUUCAGAUGCCCGGAGCUGGCAGACCUGUCACCCGCAGUGGGGGUAAGCCUCAGAGUUGCCAGGGGCCUCACCAAAAUCGGGGUUCCAUCACAAGCUGUGUUUAAAAAGAAAAUUGGUGUUUGGCAAACGGAACAGAACCUUUUAUGAGAGUGUUCGCAGGGCCACUGUCUGCGGGUACAGGGCAAGCCCCCAGCCUCUUCCCUGGGAACCUCUAAACUCCUUCCUCUGUAACAUUUCACCGCAUGUCAGCAUCGAAUCCUAAGACAAACAUUCCCGCUGCUCGAAGCAGCCAUGUAGCCUGACUCUCCGUGUGUCAGCUCCUUCCACACUUGAUUAGAACAUUCAUAAGCCACAUUUAGAGACAGGUUUGCUUUCAGCUGUAACUUGCAGACAUGCUGCCUGGUUGUGAGCCGGAUGUGAAAACCCUCCUUCAUCCCACUGUGUAUCUAUCUGAUGAUACCUGCUGAGUGGCCCACUGUGUGCAUCAACAGCGUGGCUCCCAGUCGCCCGGGCUGCGCCCACGUCCUGAGCCUCCUUCCCAGCAGAGCACAGGGAACAGUGGCCUCCAGAUGGCUCUUCCCGUGGGAGGAGGGGCUCAAGUGUGGGGACUUCCUAACUUCAGGUUGUGUGAGUGCGUUAAAAAAAAAGAAUCCCUAUACCUCAUUUGUAUUUUUAAAAUGCAUGAUGUUUUAUGAAAUUUUGCCCAUUUUUUAGAUAUUAGAUAUGACAGAAAACCAUUUCCACUAUGCAAAAGUUCUUUAGAAGUCAGUGAAAAUCAACUCUCAUACCUCAUGGUCUCUCUCUUUUUAAUUGACCAAAACCUUCCAUUUUUCUCUACGUACAAAGCGACUUGUAUUCUGAGCAUCAUUUACCCGGACACACAGGUUCAGUGCAGUACACUGACCUGAGCACCCACCAUGUGCCAGGCAUCCACUGGGCACACCAGGCACUGAGGCCAGGCCACCUGCCCUCAGCAAGGCCCAGUGGAGGUGGUGAAGGAGGAAGCCCCUGAGGUUGCGGGCAGUUUCCGUUCAGGGUGGCAGGUGUCCCGCACUGGGGCAUGACGUUGAGGCUGCCGUGGGAUGAGGGAGGCAGGAUGGGCGCAUGCAGUGCCUGGUGUGAUGUGUGCGUGACCCACUCGAGGUGCACGUCCUCCCAAGGAGACACCCAGACCCUUCCAGCAGGAGGCUUCCAGGUUGCUGUGGCGUAGGCAGCAUUUCAGCCAUGAGGAAGGUCAUUGGAUUCAUGUGUCUUAUGUGUAAAAAUGGUUACCUUGACUCCUUAUCCUCAUAUUUGUAAAUGAUUGAUAAAAGUUUGGUGGCAUUUUAUGACACAGGGACUUCUUUUCAAAGAGCAAGUCAAAUGUUGUAACCAGAUCGUGGAAGAGGUUUCUGUAAAACAGGGAAUGUGUAAGUUCGCCUGAAAGCUGAUGGUUAUGUAAGCUGCUUGGGUACUCAGAAGACAGCAGAUUUGGGGUUCUGGAGGGUGUCCGUGCCCCUUACAUGCCUUGGAGGCCUCUGUGGUCUCAGCGCUGCUGCAGCACACAGACACACGUGCAUCAACGUGUGGUCUGGGCCAGCGAAGAGGAAUUGUGUUGUCGAAGCCAAAGGGAGAAGCUGACUGUGAUUACCAAACAAAAUCUGUAAUUCAAACCAAAACGCCUGCGGAAUCACCAGUUUGAUACUGUCUGUAAUCGGAAGAGUGGGCAGUACCUGGGUGAGCAUGUCCAGAGCCGCUGUGUGGGGACCGCUGUGGCGGCGGUGGAGUGUACAUAUUUAUUUACUUUUCUAACUGCUCCAACAGCCAAAUGCCUUUUUUAUGACCAUUGUAUUCAGUUCAUUACCAAAGAGAUGUUUGCACUUUGUAAUGAUACCUUUCAGUUCAAAUAAAUGGGUCACAUUUUCAAAUGGA
This is a messenger RNA of Sapajus apella (tufted capuchin), 6820 nucleotides long. RefSeq names its product peroxidasin (gene PXDN). The record is from RefSeq and is a predicted model, not a curated record. Lineage: Eukaryota; Metazoa; Chordata; Mammalia; Primates; Cebidae. The coding region runs from base 96 to 4520 and encodes 1474 amino acids. Gene Ontology annotation, biological process: response to oxidative stress. Gene Ontology annotation, molecular function: heme binding; peroxidase activity; protein binding. The transcript is spliced from 23 exons.